Messenger RNA from Ilyonectria robusta, 894 nucleotides. RefSeq names its product cytochrome P450. The coding region runs from base 1 to 894 and encodes 297 amino acids. The record is from RefSeq and is a predicted model, not a curated record. NCBI's taxonomy places the organism in Eukaryota, Fungi, Ascomycota, Sordariomycetes, Hypocreales, Nectriaceae. Gene Ontology annotation, molecular function: heme binding; iron ion binding; oxidoreductase activity, acting on paired donors, with incorporation or reduction of molecular oxygen. The transcript has 2 exons.
AUGCGUCCCUUCGUCUACCGUUUUCUUCCCGAACGAGCUGCCAUUACCAGGCAAUGGGUCAGGGGUCGGAGAAGAGUCCAGGCAUGCAUGCAAGAACGAACAAUGAAGGGUGGCAUUCUGGAGAAUCCUCCUUCUAUGUUAGACCACUUGAGCUCGGGGAAGAACUCACACAUGGCGGACGACCUUGAGAAGCAAGUUCUGUUUCAGAUGACCUUGGUUGCUGUUGGCACUGUCACCACAUUUGCAUCGACAGUACAGGCAGUCUAUGACCUUGUCAUGCACCCGGAGUACAUUCCGAUUCUCCGAGACGAGAUUGAGUUGGUGCCUGUUGACGAGAAUGGCAUGUUCACCAAGGAGGCCAUUACAGCCAUGCAAAAGCUUGACAGCUUUAUCAAAGAGAGCCAACGUCUAGCAGCUGCUGACUUAAGUAAGUUUCGAUGCAUCUCUCAAGGAACUCGCAUUCGUACUGACACGACAAAAGGCACUUUUCAACGUGCUGCGACAGCUAAUAUGACUUUACCUGACGGGACAUUUGUCCCCAAGGGAACAAAAAUAGAAGCAAAUACCUACUCUAUUCACCAUGACGAGGUAUAUUACAAGAAUGCCUCAACCUUUGACGGACUCCGCUUCUACAGGCAGCGGCAGAACCCUGGCCAUGAGAAUAAACAUCUCUACGUCAGCGUUGGAAGGGGUGAUUUAUCAUUCGGGUACGGCAGACAUGCUUGUCCUGGACGAUAUCUCGGCCACCUCAACAUUAAGCUAGUUAUGGCGGAGCUCUUACGGAAAUACGAUUUAAAGGCAGCAGGUACUCAAACACCGAAAAGUCAAGCAUUUGAGGCUAUUGUAUCGCCAGACGCUGAUUUUAAAAUUCUGAUGAGAAACAGAGAACUGUAG